UUUUUUUUUAUUAUAGGAAUUUUGCCCAAGAGAUUCGAUUAAUUAAUCAGUGAGGAAAGUCAUAACCUCUCCCUGCCCGCCCGCCCGCCUGUUGCCGGAAGAGGAGGCAGAGUGAGGAAGAAGAGAAUCAAUGGCGACGCCACCGAUGGCACCGCCGAGCAUGGAGGGCACUCCGCCGCCCAUGGCAGUACAGCCACCGGGCACGGACAUGACCGGAAUAUGCUUCAAGGACCAGCUAUGGCUGAACUCGUAUCCUCUCGAUCGCAAUUUGGUCUUCGAUUACUUCGCUAUCUCUCCUUUCUACGACUGGACCUGCAACAAUGAACAGCUUCGUCAACGCUCCAUUCACCCCCUCGACCCCUCUCACCUCUCGAAAAUGACAGGCACUGAAUACUCGCUGAAUGAAGUAAUGGAGCCACACCUUUUUGUUUUCCGCAAGCAAAAGAGGGAUAGUCCGGAGAAAGUUACACCGAUGCUGACUUAUUAUGUCUUGGAUGGUACAAUUUACCAAGCACCACAGCUUUGCAAUGUUUUUGCAGCUCGAAUUGGACGUGCUCUCUACUAUAUAUCUAAGGCUUUUACCACUGCUGCCUCGAAGCUGGAAAAGAUUGGAUACGUUGAUUCUGAAAAUGAGGCUGCAGCCUUUGAAUCAAAGGUUACCAAAGAGACAAUUGACUUUAAGGAAGUAAAGCGAGUGGACCAUAUUCUUCAAUCCUUACAGCGCAAGCUACCGCCAGCCCCACCACCACCGCCAUUUCCAGAAGGCUAUGUUCCCGCUCCCACUGCAGAAGCUGAGAACGGCCCUGAAACCCAGCAAGCUGGAGAGCCCCAACAACCUCAGAUGGAUCCUAUCAUUGAUCAAGGCCCGGCUAAAAGAAUGAAAUUUUAGAGUAGAGUUUCCAAUUCUGCAUCCUGUUAAGAGUAGAAAACUAUGUAUAACACUGAAGCUACUACCCAUUUGACAAGAAUGGAUACUUAUUUUGCAACUUUGACAGAGUAUCAACCAAUCUCUAUUGUAACUUUAUAACUGAAGAUUCUGAGUUUGCCUAUUACCAGUACUCAGAAUGCUUAGGUAGGGUCGUACGAUGCUGUUUAGAUAUGUAACAUACUGACAUGCUUAAAUGAAAAUGGCUUUUGUACAAGA
Messenger RNA from Prunus avium (sweet cherry), 1144 nucleotides. It is a transcript of the gene MED6, whose product is annotated as RNA polymerase transcriptional regulation mediator-like protein. Gene Ontology annotation, molecular function: transcription coregulator activity. The record is from RefSeq and is a predicted model, not a curated record. Gene Ontology annotation, biological process: regulation of transcription by RNA polymerase II. Gene Ontology annotation, cellular component: mediator complex. Lineage: Eukaryota; Viridiplantae; Streptophyta; Magnoliopsida; Rosales; Rosaceae.